AAAAAUUAUUUUCUUAUGAAUUUUAAUUUUAAAAAUGGAAAUGUCUUUAUUUUUAUAUUAUUAACACUAUUUUCUUCAACAAUAAGUGAAGAUCGACGAAGUUGGACAGACGAAGAUGGAGUUGAAGUUGAAAUUAUUAAGAAAAUACCCGAUUCGAAAUGCAAAAUUCGAAGCAAAGCGGGGGAUGAAUUGGAACAAUUUUUUAAAUUAACUGACAAAAGUGGGAAUGUUAUUGGAACUAAUUUUGGUCAGAAACCCUAUAAAUUCUCUCUUGGCCAAGGCCAGGCAAUGCGAGCUAUGGAUUCUGCAAUGACCGAUAUGUGUGUUGGUGAACAGCGUAGAGUAAUUAUACCAGAAGGUGCUUUUGGGGAUGAUGAACGUCCACAAGGGGCUCCUGAGGGGCAAUCACUUCAUUACUUUGUUGAACUAAAAUCUAUCUUUCGACCCAUUCCUGGAGACAAAUGGAUUGAUGAUGAUGGGCUUAGUAUUGAGAUAACACACCAACCACCGGAAGAAGAAUGUAAAGGAAAACGUGCAGAAAAGGGUGAUUUCCUUAAACAGCAUUAUACCGUAUUUUUAAAUGAUGGAACUUAUGUUGGCUCUUCACACGAUAGUGGAGUUACUUUUGAUUUUAGAUUAGGCAUGGGGCAGGUUAUAGAAGGAAUGGAUAGAGCAAUGACUGGAAUGUGUGAAGGUGAACGAAGACGUUUAGUAAUUCCGCCAGAAUUGGCUUAUGGAGAAAAGGGGAGAUCACCUUCCAUACCUCCAAAUUCUUGGCUUAAUUUUCAAAUAGAAUUGAAGGAGCUUAUUAAAAAAGAAAGUGAAGAAAAGCAACAGAAAAAAGAAUUUUAA
Messenger RNA from Meloidogyne enterolobii, 852 nucleotides. Lineage: Eukaryota; Metazoa; Nematoda; Chromadorea; Rhabditida; Meloidogynidae. The record is from the annotation of a GenBank genome assembly.